This is a messenger RNA of Trichoderma reesei QM6a, 600 nucleotides long. RefSeq lists its product as uncharacterized. Bases 1 to 600 code for a protein of 199 amino acids. Gene Ontology annotation, molecular function: calcium ion binding. Lineage: Eukaryota; Fungi; Ascomycota; Sordariomycetes; Hypocreales; Hypocreaceae. Gene Ontology annotation, cellular component: endoplasmic reticulum-Golgi intermediate compartment; extracellular exosome. The transcript has 2 exons. The record is from RefSeq and is a predicted model, not a curated record.
AUGCGCUCGCUGCUCCUCUGCUCCGCCAUCGCGGGCCUGGCCAUUGCCCACGGCUCGCACUCCCAGAAGCCCAUUGUCGACCCAAACGCCAACUGGAUGACAAAACACAUGGCCGAGGAGCACCACGUCGACGGCUGGGACGCCGCCUCCUUCUUCACCCUCCACGACUACGACAGCGACGGCUACUGGAAAGGCGACGAGCUCCUCCGCACCUACGGCCUCAUGGACGAGUCCAACAAGCACGUCUCCUGGGAGCGCCGCGACGAGAUCCUGCGCGGCCUGCUCGACCUGCUCGACUUCAACCGCGACGGCCUCGUCAGCCGCGACGAGUGGACCGCCUUCACGGCGCAGGGCAAGACGCUGCCCGACAUGAACACGGGGCCCGGCCACCACGGCGACGACGAGUACGAGUACGAGAUUCACCAUUGGGAAAAGUACCAUGACGAGAACUCCAAGCUCGAGGACUUGAAUCAUCCCGAGGACAUUGAGCACUUUAAGAAGCAUGAGGAGAUGGAGGAUGAGCAGGAACGGCUGGAGAAGAUGGACCAGAUGGCCAUUAUAGAGGAGAAUAUCCCUAAAAAGUUCUUUAGGGCUAGCUGA